AUGGGAUCUUUCGCACCGACGCAAAUUCGCUUCGCCCAGCCAUCCCCCUUUUCCAAGCCACUCUUCCCGGCUGCCACCACAACUUUGUCGACACCAACAAUGGCGGCAAACAAGAAGGAAGAGGUCAACGGCCUGGCCGAGCCCGCUAUGCUCGAGAAGAUUGACAAGCUGUUCGCCUGUGGUGUUGGCGAAUUGGUUGAUCUGCCGCAGAUCGUCGUCGUGGGCGACCAGUCUUCCGGCAAGAGCAGCGUGCUGGAAGGUCUCGUCAACAAGCCUCUACCACGCGACAGCGGACUAUGCACCCGCUUCGCCACUCAGAUUGUCUUCCGUAGGGAGGCAUCUGAGGGUAUCGUCGUCUCGAUCAUCCCCGACCAACACGCUUCACCCGAGCAUACUGCGCGAGUCCGGGCGUACAAGAAGGACGUGGAGUCACUCGACUCCGCUGUCUUUACAGAGAUCAUGAAGGAGGUACAUACCGAGAUGGGUCUCUCCAAGACCGGUGAAGACGGCAAGCGCACACCCACCUUCUCGAACGACAUUUUGCGACUCGAGGUCUCUGGACCUGAUCAAGAGCAUCUGAGUGUCGUUGAUGUGCCAGGGAUCUUCAAGAGCACUACCGAAGGUCUCACCACCAAAGCUGACAUUGAGUUGGUGCGCAAUAUGGUCCAUGGCUACAUGAUCAACCCCCGGUCAGUCAUGCUUGCUGUCAUUCCUGCCCACGUCGAUGUGGCCACACAAGAGAUCCUCGAACUGGCACUAGAAGCUGACCCUGCUGGGGAUCGCACGCUCGGUGUACUUACAAAGCCUGACCUAGUUGACAAAGGCGCCGAGUCACAUGUCGUAAACCUGAUGGACGGCCGCAGUCGAUCCAUGAAGCUUGGCUGGCACAUGAUCGUUAACCCUGGCCAGAAGGAGCUCUCGGACACUGAGUUGGACCGCACAAGCUUGGAGGACAGCUUCUUUCGUUCGACUUCGCCAUGGAACCUCAUCGACAAGGACAAGGUCGGGAUCAACUCGCUACGUCUGCGACUCAAGGAGAUCCUAUCUGGACAGGUGAAGAAGGUGUUCCCGAAGGUCAAGCAAGAGAUUAAGACCCAAUUGAAUGCACAGCAGAAGAAGCUCAAAAACCUCGGGCCUGAGCGAGGCGAGCUCUUUGAGCAAAACUCGUUCCUCACCGAACUAGCUACCAACUUCCAGCGCUUAGUGACUCUUGCUCUCACCGCCAACUAUGCCGCUGAUACUGUGUUCAACUCGAACGAGACGCUGCGCAUCGCCCCUGCUGUUAGGUUCAGACAAGACACGUUUGCGGACGAAAUGGCGAAGUUCGGUCAAACAUAUUCGUUUCUGCGUAAGGAUGGCGAGGAUGCGGUCCCUCCACCGCCCGAUGAGGAGACCGAAUUUAACGUGCGGAAGGAAGCAGACAUCGAUGAGCUGGCCGACGUCCUUCACAAGCAGAUCAGCUUGUUACGUCGAGAAGCCGGCGACAUCAAACCGUGGCUGCACGAGAAGUUUCUGCAGAACAGAGGUUUCGAGAUCGGCACCUUCAACCCUUCAAUCAUUGCCACGACCAUGCGUAAGCAGUCGGAGAAGUGGGAAGACAUCAGCUUGGGCUACGUGAGCGACAUCAUCGUGAUGGUCCAAAUGUUCAUUGAGUCUGCCCUGGCUUCUCUAUGCUCCGAUCGAGACGUCCGCGUAGCGCUUCUCAACAAAAUGUCGGACAAACUCAACACUCGCUAUGGCAUGGCCAUGACAAACACCAAGUUCCUGCUCCAAGUCGAGAGGAGCAACACGCCGGCGACUCAAAAUCACUGUUUCAACAACAACUUACAGAAGAGUCGCCAGGGCAAAGUCAUGGCCAGCAUGAGGAAGAACGCAUUCCCUUUAUCGCGAUUCAACCAAAACAGUGUAUUCGGUUCCCCGGACAGCAUGACCCAAGAAGUUGUCCCAGUCAGCCAAGCCGUCGCCGCCCACGACAUGAGCAAUGACGACUUCAUCGUCCAGGACAUUCACGACAUCCUGAAGUCGUACUACAAGGUUGCGCGCAAGACUUUUGUCGAUUCCGUAUGCAAGCAGGCUGUCAACCAUCACCUUCUGCACGGAGAGGAGAGUCCAUUGAUGCUCUUCUCGCCGAUUUACGUGAGUCGUCUCAAGAAGGAGGAGUUGAGGGAGAUUGCUGGAGAGGCGCCGGGCUUGCAGAGAAUGAGGGCGCAGUUGAAGAAGGAGAUCGAAAGUCUGAAGGAUGCGAUGAAGAUCUUGAACAAGGUCUAA
Messenger RNA from Fulvia fulva, 2268 nucleotides. RefSeq names its product Interferon-induced GTP-binding protein Mx1. Lineage: Eukaryota; Fungi; Ascomycota; Dothideomycetes; Mycosphaerellales; Mycosphaerellaceae. The coding region runs from base 1 to 2268 and encodes 755 amino acids. Gene Ontology annotation, molecular function: GTPase activity; GTP binding; microtubule binding. Gene Ontology annotation, cellular component: cytoplasm; membrane; microtubule. The record is from RefSeq and is a predicted model, not a curated record. The transcript has 7 exons.